AUGGCUGGGCACGAGGGUGCUAAAGGAGACACAAAGCUUGCAUGUCGCAAAGCGAUGUGCCUAGGUAUGUGGGUGCCGAAGGUGAAGGAAUGCCGAAGGCGACACAGAGCUUGCAUGUUGCAAGGCAAUGUGGUUAGACACGGGGGUACCGAAGGCAAAGGAGAUGCCGAAGGCACGAGGGUGCUGAAGCGAAGAAAUGCAUAUCAAGAUCUUUCUUGGAAGGAGGUUGGGUUCGGGCCUUUGGUAAAAACGAGGCACGGCGCAACUCCUUGGGCCUCCAAGCUUGUGUACGAAGCUUGGCCUUAG
Prunus armeniaca (apricot) is the source of this 306-nucleotide messenger RNA. NCBI's taxonomy places the organism in Eukaryota, Viridiplantae, Streptophyta, Magnoliopsida, Rosales, Rosaceae. The record is from the annotation of a GenBank genome assembly.